AUGGCGUCGCCAUCGCCGCCGCUACGUGUAGCCGCCUGUAGCUACUUCUGCCUCGAGUGCGGUCACGAACAACUCUUUCAUUCCGAGUACAAGCGCAAUCGCACCAGGGGCCUUAAAAUCCUGCGCUGCUUUCCGCACUGCUGUCCGGAGCAUAUUGACCGAAGUUAUUGCGGAUCCUCACUGAGUUUGUUGGCCGUCUUCGCCCGCUUCGAAGCAGUCAAUGAUGUGAGUCUUCGACCUGGAGAGUGCGUCGAGGUAGAUAAAAUCCAAGAGGGUGUACAGCCAGAGCCGAAUCUAGACGGUCAGUGGAUCGCUGGGGUCUUGGAUCGGCCAUCCGGAUUGGUGGUCACGAUCAGAGGCUCAGAUACUGCUUUAGAUGAGGAGAAACCUGUAGUAUUCCACUUGAACAGUAAAGCUUUUCCGAGGUGGUACUACGACUGGGAGAGCGGUGCUAACAAGGCGCAGAGGCUCAUGAAGCAUUCACUAAAAACUUAUUCGAGAGGCCUACACGCAGUUGUACCGCGUGUUGCAUGUGGUCUCGUCGCCUGA
Molecule: messenger RNA, 549 nt
Organism: Phytophthora infestans T30-4
Lineage: Eukaryota; Oomycota; Peronosporomycetes; Peronosporales; Peronosporaceae
Exons: 4
Coding region: 1-549 (182 amino acids)
Source: RefSeq, a predicted model, not a curated record